Messenger RNA from Wickerhamiella sorbophila, 465 nucleotides. RefSeq lists its product as hypothetical. Gene Ontology annotation, cellular component: RNA polymerase I upstream activating factor complex. The transcript has a single exon. Gene Ontology annotation, molecular function: RNA polymerase I cis-regulatory region sequence-specific DNA binding. Bases 1 to 465 code for a protein of 154 amino acids. The record is from RefSeq and is a predicted model, not a curated record. Gene Ontology annotation, biological process: nucleolar large rRNA transcription by RNA polymerase I. NCBI's taxonomy places the organism in Eukaryota, Fungi, Ascomycota, Dipodascomycetes, Dipodascales, Trichomonascaceae.
AUGGAUCCCCUACGCCGGAAGCCUAAAAAGGUAUACGAUGCUUGCGCUGGUCGUAUCAGGAAUACCGUGCAGGACAAAACAUACGCUAUGAUCCAUGAUGAUAUGAAGCAACCAGUCGGCCCCGAUGACGUGCUGCUGGAGGUUCCUAAUAUCGAUUAUGUUCCUGUUAUCGAGAGCAGUGAUCUGCCAAACUCCGAUCUUAUGACGGCCAUACACUACUACGCUUCCGAGUAUUAUCGUAAAACCGGGAACGAAGAAAUGUACGAAAGUCUAGAUGGCACAGCAUUAAUUGCUAUAGCAGUUGCUCUCGAGGAAUCAAUAAAGGAGCGUCUUGGUGAAACCGGCCAUUUGCAGUGGGCUGAAGACGAAAACGAAAACCAGUCAAUGGACGAUUUGCCGCUCGCCGAAAGCUCGUCUGAAGAACAAGUCGAGGAAGAAGCCCAGUCAAGCAGCAGCGAAGACUAG